Messenger RNA from Rotaria sordida, 1611 nucleotides. NCBI's taxonomy places the organism in Eukaryota, Metazoa, Rotifera, Eurotatoria, Philodinida, Philodinidae. The record is from the annotation of a GenBank genome assembly.
AUGUCUCGUACACAUAUAAGUCCACUGAUUAAAGCUCAGGUAGAAAAAUUGACCGCUAACGGUGUUGAUAUUACUUCCGGACAUCGAUUAAUACGUACAUCUUCACCAAUAAUCAUUCCAAAAAAGCCGACUCUUUCGAACACAUCAUCCCAAAACUCUUCAUAUGGAUCUAUACCUGAUCAAAUGUCUUCAUUGGGUGAUACUCCAUUACAAUUACACCGAGAAUCAGAUAAUGCAUCAAAUACUUCAUUACCUACACUAUCAUCUACGUAUCAACAAUUAGAACAUUCAGCAGCACGAGAUCGUAUCGCAGUAAAAAAUAAACGACAACAACCAUCGAAAUAUAAAUUAAGUAUUCUAAAAGAAAAUAAUGAUGAUCAAGUUGAUUUAUUUUCAUCAAGAGUUGAUGAUGUACAAGAAAAUUUUCCAUUACAUACUGAAUCAAAAAUUCAAUCAAAAUCAGUUAUUGAUCUUUCUAAUUUGGGUAGAGCACGAGAUCAUUUACGUAAAUCUGUUUUUCUUCGAGAUCAUUCAGCUGAUAAUAUACCUUCACCAACAAUAUCGACUAUUCCAACAUAUGUUUCAUCUGUACAACGAUCGAUAAGUUUUAAACGUCCACAAGAAAUUAAUCAAACACCAUUUAUUAAUCGAUCAAUGUUUACAAUAAAAAAAGAUAAAGAACGAGAAGAAGAAAAUAAACAUGAAUCAAUAUUAAAAGAUAUCAAUGCAAAUAAUUCAUAUUCAACACCAUUAACCACAUAUUCAUCAUCUCAAGAACAUAUUUAUGAUAAUUCAAAUUUAUUUCAUCAUCAUAAAACAAAUAUUAUACCUGAUUCAUUACCAAAUGAAAAUGAAUCAUUAACAAAUAACAUUGCUAAGACAAGAGAACAGUCUAUACCAAGGAAAAAUCGUGUACGACCAUUUACUAUGUAUAUACCAACGAAUAAUGAUAAACAAACAAUAAAUGAAUUUGAAAGUGUUUUUAAUCAAAUAAAAAAAAAUGGUUUAAUUAAAAAGCUUCAAAGUAAAGAAGAAACAGCACCAAUAUCACCUCCCAAAGAAUCAGUACAACCACCUUCACCAUCUAUUCUUAUCGAUGAAACAUCUACAAAUUUAUCAAUUGAACAUGAACCAAUAGUUCCAGCUGUUGUUGUUCCAACGAAUAAAAUAGUCGAAACAUCUUAUGCAUUUCAACCACUAAAUCGACGAAAAACAGUUGGCGGUAGCAAUUUACCAACGAAUAAUAAAGUCAUUACGGAUGAUAAUAACUCAAAACCAUCAUGGAUUGAUAUUGCUAAACAAAAACAAAACAAAGUUAGAGCUGUAUUGAGUGAUAAAAGUCAUAAUGAAGAAUCUGAACAACAACAAACAACACCUAUUGAACCAGAAAUAGUACCUAAAAAACAAGUUAUAAUGUCAUCUAAUCCAACAGCAACAGUCAACGAAAUUACUUCUGAUGAUACACCAACUUUUAAUCCUGCCAUUGUACGACGAUUAUCAUCACGAAUACCACAAACAAAUACACAUGUAGUCGAACGAGAUUCUAUACGAGCAUUAAAAGCUAGCAAUCCAAAUCGUAUAAAUAAUUUAAUUCAUCUUUUUGACAAAUAA